Suillus fuscotomentosus is the source of this 973-nucleotide messenger RNA. RefSeq lists its product as uncharacterized. The record is from RefSeq and is a predicted model, not a curated record. NCBI's taxonomy places the organism in Eukaryota, Fungi, Basidiomycota, Agaricomycetes, Boletales, Suillaceae. The transcript is spliced from 5 exons. Bases 113 to 727 code for a protein of 204 amino acids.
GUGUUGUAUAUGAAGGGAAACUUUCGUUGAAACGCUGCAUUGAUGCAGUCUGUCCUGCGUCCAAGCAAGCAUUGCAUAGGUGGCGCAGUGAUUUGGAUGUGCUGCCCUCAUUAUGAUCACGAGCAUCAUGGCAUCUAAUCCUGCUUCAUUUUCAACUUAUGAGCAACGCUCCCGGUUUGCCAAGUAUUAUCUUUAUAAAAAUCGGUUUCUUUUCAAGAACGAUUCUUCUAAAGACAAGAAGUGGACGGGGAUGUGGCAAUCGAGAUCCAUACUGCAAACAUUUGCAGCCCACCUUGAUUACACUCGAGGUUGUGUGCCUGUCGAAGCUCCUGGAUGCGAAGAGCAACUCAGUCGAAUAGCACUUGCACUCUCUGCAGCAGCGGCUAAGCGCGCCUUACAUCUCCUUUCGACCGGAGAGAUGAGUUUCGAGGUUACGACUGCAGUUGCGAAAGGCAAGAGAAAGGUCAUGCGAAAGAGUGAGGCUCAAGCCUUGAACAAUGACUUAUUAUGGAAAGUUAUCAUAAGCAACAAUGAGGAUUUCUCCGAGUCGCUAUGGGGGUAUGAUAGUCGUAUGUUUCUGAAUGCAAUCAACCGCAUACCCGCAGAAAAUAUGCUGGACAUUGUGAAGAGCGCAGAACCAUUCAUGGCAACUGCCACUGGCCACGUAGAGAUAAAUAGUGUGGAGGAUAUGGAUGAGGAGUACGUCGAUCUCUUGGAUUUCCGAUGAAAACCCGCUAGUCAACUUCGUUGUCCAUCACCCUCGGUCACCCUUCCAGCAUUCCCUUGUUGCCCACAUAUAAUCUCAGUCGUCCUCUCUCUUUGCCUUUCCGCUAUUGUGGCCUUAAUUUUCAUUUUCAUUGUCAUGAAAUUUUACCUCAUCGUGCAUCCUACUUAAUCUUUACCGGUACCACCCCUGAAAUCCAUCUUAAUCGCUGCAAGCUUUGCAUGAUACUUCAGUAAUAUACCAAGAAUU